UGACAAGUGAAGGAGGAGAAGAGGAGAUUGAACCAUGAGAGAGAACAUUGCUAGUGUGUUAUCCCAAAGCAUGGCGUUCACUGACUGUACGAAACCCACUGACCUGUCCGCAGAAAAGAAGGGGAUAAAGAGGAAAAACUGGAGGAACAGAAUAAGAUUUCUCUUGAAAGCAAACUCUUCCAAGUCGAUAUCACAUCUGAUGAAAAACAAAUCUUACAGGCCGACUGCUGAUGACGUGCACCAAUGGGCGCAGUCACUUGACAAACUACUCAGUCAUAAAUAUGGGAAAGCGGCCUUUUGUAUCUUCCUGAAGUCUGAGUUCUGCGAGGAGAACAUUGAGUUUUGGACCGCCUGUGAGGAUUUCAGCACCCUCACGUCAGACAAAGAGCUGGCGUCCAAGGCCCACAGUAUUUACGAGGAGUUUAUUAAAAGUGAAGCUCCAAAAGAGAUAAACCUGGAUUUCCACACCAAAAAUGCCAUCGUCCAGAGCCUCCAUGAGCCCACUGUGAACACCUUCCUGGCAGCUCAGAGGAAAGCCUACAGCCUGAUGGAGAACAACUCCUACCCCAGAUUCAUCUUCUCCGACCUCUACAAAGAACUGAGUGCAGCUGCCAGGGGAGAGGGCAAGCACAUUAAGUCCUAGUCAAACCAGACACCCACUCCUGAAGUCAUUUGUUUACCGCUGUGACGGCGUGAAGAGACAGCUGAUGAUGUUCAUUCCAGGCACUGCCUCGGGAUAAUAGACUCCAAUGCAAAUCCUGAGCAUAAACAAUAACGGCGAGUGCGGGAAAAUGCAAAAGUGAAGCCCUUUUUUUGUCCGCCCCGCUGAGAGCUUAUGAUGUUGGGAUGAUAAGGCAGCUGGCAAUGCGCAGAUCAUUUCUACCAGAUGAAAUUAAGGUUACAUUUUCUUGACUGGGCUGAUAUCUGCACUAUUACAAUUUGCUAUUUUGGGCAAUGAUGCGCUUCAAGAGAAUGCUGUUGAAGUGCAACUGCAAUCAAAGCGAAGAUGACUGUCAGUAACACUUACCUGUAUCUCUUAGAGACAAUGAUGUUAGAAUGUAAUAAUGUUCUGAUAUCCACUUGAAGACUUUGCACAGCUUUCAUAUACACAGGACGUCUUGUGUAUGAAAACCACACAGAAACUGUAAUGUUGACUUAUGUAAUAAUAUUCACAAUUUCCACUGAAGACUGUAUUGGGCGUGAAGUUACUGUGAACAUGUCAUGUAUUGUAUAUAUUGCAUGUGUUGAUUCUGAAUCUAAGUUUGCAGGCAGCUGGACUGCUGGAGAAAUAAAAUGUGUUCUUCAAUU
Cottoperca gobio is the source of this 1308-nucleotide messenger RNA. Its product is annotated as regulator of G-protein signaling 21-like. Bases 35 to 643 code for a protein of 202 amino acids. The transcript is spliced from 5 exons. Lineage: Eukaryota; Metazoa; Chordata; Actinopteri; Perciformes; Bovichtidae. The record is from RefSeq and is a predicted model, not a curated record.